Messenger RNA from Glycine soja, 1416 nucleotides. Its product is annotated as probable protein phosphatase 2C 52. Lineage: Eukaryota; Viridiplantae; Streptophyta; Magnoliopsida; Fabales; Fabaceae. Bases 1 to 1416 code for a protein of 471 amino acids. The transcript has 5 exons. Gene Ontology annotation, molecular function: protein serine/threonine phosphatase activity. Gene Ontology annotation, biological process: protein dephosphorylation. The record is from RefSeq and is a predicted model, not a curated record.
AUGGGUUGUUGCAUCUCAACAAGCAGUAGGAGUACUUGUAGCAGCAAGAGCAAUGGAGAUAUGGUCUCUCCAUCUUGCUUAGAAAUUGGAUGCUGUGGCCAAAAGAGAACAAGGAGAACAUUCUCUGAUCAUGUUAUUUCUCUCCACCAUUUACCAUCCUUACCUAGCAGAAUUUUCUCCAAUGGAAAGAGCCGCGGUUCGUGCAUAUUUACACAGCAGGGCCGCAAGGGUAUUAAUCAGGAUGCCAUGAUUGUGUGGGAAGAUUUCAUGUCCGAAGAUACUAUCUUUUGUGGUGUCUUUGAUGGCCAUGGUCCACACGGUCAUCUAGUCGCGCGCAAAGUGAGGGAUGCAUUGCCAAUUAAGCUAAUUUCGUCUUUGCAUUCUAAUGAAUCUAAGCGAAAUGGGUCAGGUAAAACUUGCUUCAAAGGGAAUGUAAAACCUGAUAGUGGAGAAUCUGAGAAGGAUUGCUCUGCGGAGGAUAAACUGAACUCAACAUGGAGGGAAGCUUUCAUGAAGGCAUACAAGGCUAUGGACAAAGAGCUCAGGUCUCAUCCGAAUCUGGAUUGCUUCUGUAGUGGGAGCACUGCUGUGACUAUAGUGAAGCAGGGUUCAAAUCUGUUCAUGGGCUAUAUCGGGGAUUCUCGAGCAAUCAUGGGAUCCAAGGAUAGCAAUGACUCCAUGGUGGCUAUUCAGUUGACUGUUGAUUUAAAGCCUGAUUUGCCAAGGGAAGCAGAGAGAAUUAAGAAGUGCAGAGGUAGGGUAUUUGCUUUGCAAGAUGAGCCUGAAGUGCCUAGGGUGUGGUUGCCUUUUGAUGAUGCGCCGGGAUUAGCCAUGGCUAGAGCAUUUGGUGAUUUCUGCUUGAAGGAGUAUGGUGUGAUUUCUAUACCUGAAUUUUCUCACCGGCAGCUUACAGACAGAGAUCAGUUCAUUGUUCUUGCCUCAGAUGGGGUGUGGGAUGUUUUAAGCAACGAGGAGGUGGUUGAGAUAGUAUCUUCAGCGCCAACGCGAUCAUCAGCGGCAAGGAUUCUGGUAGAUUCUGCUGCUAGGGAGUGGAAACACAAAUACCCUACAUCAAAGAUGGAUGACUGUGCUGUAGUAUGCUUAUUUUUGGAUGGGAAAAUGGACUCGGAAUCUGAUUACGAGGAACAAGGCUUUUCUUCUGCAACCAUCCAAAGCAACCAUUCAGGUAACCCCAUUGAGUCAGAUGAUGGACAAAAAUCUGAGCCAUCAUUGCAAAGGAACUUCACUGUGAGAUCCUCAGAGGAAAAUGAGGCAAAUGGAGCACUAUCUGUUGAUGUUGUUGAAGAUGCAACAUCAUCAGCUGAUGAUCAAAACUGGUCAGGUUUGGAAGGGGUCACUCGUGUAAACUCACUUGUCCAACUUCCUAGAUUUUCUGAGGAAAGGCCAAAAUCUUGA